Myotis daubentonii (Daubenton's bat) is the source of this 339-nucleotide messenger RNA. RefSeq names its product T-cell leukemia/lymphoma protein 1A-like. The record is from RefSeq and is a predicted model, not a curated record. Lineage: Eukaryota; Metazoa; Chordata; Mammalia; Chiroptera; Vespertilionidae. Bases 1 to 339 code for a protein of 112 amino acids. The transcript has a single exon.
AUGGCCGAGCUCCCAUCGAAGGAGCACCUCACCUCGCACCCCAACUUCCUGAGGAUCCGUGGGCCCUGGUUGUAUGAGGACGAGAAUGAUCGCACGUGGCUGCAUCUCUUCAUGGAUACAGGAGGUGUUCUGCAAGUACUGCUGCGCCAGGAAGACGUACCCAUUGGGCAUAUUGCAAUGACCAAAAGCCUGCUCACCUCGAGCAUCAUGCCUUUGAUGUGGACACUCCACCCUGAAGGUCAGUACGAGGACCACAUUUGCCGGUUCUGGCGCAUUGUGGACCACUUCAAGGAGGAUGGAGUGGAGGAAAUGAUCCUUGAACUAAUGGACGACUCGUAG